UUUUCAAUGUUUGCCCUGCGCAGCUACAUCACGGUGGAUGAGGAGAAGGGCCGAGCUCUGUUUUACAUUCUGGCUGAGGCCCCCGGAUCCGCACCCUCCUCCUCCUCUUCCUCCUCUGCUACCUUAGACGCUACCUCGGACGCUAGCUCCGGAACCAGCAAGCCCUUGGUACUGUGGCUGAACGGAGGGCCUGGCUGCUCGUCCAUUGGUGGCGGCUUCAUGACUGAGCUGGGGCCCUUCUUCCCACUGCCCGGGGGCAGGGAGCUGCAGCGCAACCCGCACUCCUGGAACCAGUUCGCCCACAUGCUGUUUGUGGAGAGCCCCGCGUUCGUGGGAUUCAGCUACUCCAACUCCACGGAAGAUGCCGUCGUGGGUGACGCCCGCACAGCCGCUGACAGCCGCAUCUUCAUGCUGCGCUUUCUGGAGCGGUUUCCGCGGUUUAGCAACACCCCCUUUUACGUGUCCGGUGAGAGCUACGCAGGCCACUAUGUGCCUAACCUGGCUCUAGCUAUUGUGGAGGGAAACAAGGUGGCCGCGGCUUCGGGAGAGCCCAAGAUUAAUUUGCAGGGAUUCCUGGUUGGCAACCCAUGGACAGAUGCGGCUAUUGAUAACAUGGGCGCUGUUGAUUACUGGUGGACUCAUGCAUUGAUCAGCGAUCAAACUGCUCAAGGCGUCCGAGCCAACUGCAACUUCUCCCGCAUUGGUACGGCCUUUGACGAGCUGGGUUCCAUAAAUAUUUACGAAAUCUAUGCGGACCUGUGCGAUGAGCCACCCACAUCGUACAAAAUGAUUCGGAUGUCGUACUACCCUGGCGACGGCUCGAAUUCCGAGUACGACCCGUGUAUUGAUGAUGAGACAGAGGACUAUCUGAACCUGCCAGAGGUUCAGCGCGCUCUCCACGCCAAUCAGACGGUCAAACUUCCUUGGCGAUGGACUGACUGCACGCGGUCCAUCACGUACUCCAGGGAGGACCUGCUUUCGUCGAUGCUGCCCGUGUACGAACGUCUGCUGCAGGCCAAUCUCCGUAUUCUGGUGUACAGCGGUGACGUGGACGGUAUCGUGCCGGUGGUGGGCACUCGCCGCUGGGUGACGACACUACGACUCCAGGAAAAGGAGGCGUGGCGGCCCUGGUUCAGCGGCAGCCAAGUGGGCGGCUAUGUCGUACAGUAUGCGGGCCUUACGUUUGCCACAGUACGUGGUGCCGGCCACAUGGUGCCGUACGUACAGCCUGUACGAGCGGCCCACAUGGUUCGGGCUUUCCUAGCAGGAGAGCCGCUGUGAUGUACGACAGGCCCACCGACGCAAUAACCCACCGACUUACCACUCCGGGCCUUCUGGGCACAUGAUAAAAUACCGUUGACUCCCAACCACUGAACUACCAUAACCGUCAAAACCGCCAAGUGGAUGGACGGCGUGUUUGACCUAACUCUUUAUGCUGACGUACGUACACAGACAUGCAUCCACAAACACACACACACACACACACACACAUUCUCAAGCGUGCGCCAGCCACUCCACCUCGCCCGAGUCCUGCUCAUGGCUUGGAGUGACCCAAGUGCAAGGAGGCCAGAUGUAUCCAUUGGAUUUUGAUGAUUGAUGGUGGAUUGUGGUGGUGGAUUGUGCGAUAUCGGUAGGGACAUGUCUGGGCCGCCAUCAAUAGCGGCAUCAGUAGCAGCAGUAGGAGCUGGUAAUAGUAUAUAAGAGUAUAUUUCCCCCCCCCCCCCAACAGCAAACAGGCUUUCCACCUUUCAGUGUUGGAGCCGCCCUAGUUAGUUGUACCCAACUACCCAGC
Molecule: messenger RNA, 1792 nt
Organism: Volvox carteri f. nagariensis
Lineage: Eukaryota; Viridiplantae; Chlorophyta; Chlorophyceae; Chlamydomonadales; Volvocaceae
Exons: 12
Coding region: 7-1281 (424 amino acids)
Biological process (GO): proteolysis
Molecular function (GO): serine-type carboxypeptidase activity
Source: RefSeq, a predicted model, not a curated record